AUGAGCAGGGUUCGAUUAAAUUGGAAUGAAUGGAAAGACACCAUUAUCGAUGUUUAUGUUACCCAGGACAAAAGUCGGAGUGAGGUGCUUGAGUUCUUGAACGCGCAUGGAUUCGAGGCUAAGGAUCGUACACUUAAGGCAUGGAUUCAGAGAUGGAAGCUCCAGAAGACGAAUAACGAGCGUGAUAUGCGCACCGCUGUCCAGCUGGCCAUCGACUAUCAGCAACAGAACCCAGACAACUGGAAUGAGGAUGAAACCAAUUUCCGGAUUCAGCACAGAACGGUAGAAUUCAAGGAUGUCCGACGAUACUUCAAGCGUAAAAACAUACACGAUCCAUUUGAAUGGUUCAAAUCAUUACCACCAGAGGACUACCAGUCGUCCGAUCAUGUUCACUUGAUUCCAAGGGGCGAAUUUGUCCUGACACCUGUAGAUCAGCGCCAGAGUCCUGAGCUGACUCCAGAAGAAGAAGAAGAAGAAGAAGAAGAAGAAGCGGAGUAUGUGGACGUCGAGGAGGAUCCUGUCAACAGUCUGCAGCUGGUGUUACCGUCACCCGCAGAAUCACCCAUCCCGCGUACACUAGCGCCACCAACACAAUUGUGGCUGAAUGAGAAGUUGAUCUGGUGUGCUGAGGUGUAUUGUGCUUCGUUCGUAGACUCAACCACCGUAUUCAGCCCACGGGAGCCUCCGGUACACAUGCACACGCUGCAUGGCAAAUUCGGCGCAAAGAUGCAAGAUGGAAUCUUCCAUGCCUCGCAGAACAAUUUUGAUUUGGCAACAAAAGAUUUCGAGAAGGCUCAUGAAUUACUAGAUUGCCUAGUUCCGGAAGCGGAUCUCAUGGCGUUCGCUCAGGUCUUCACUAUCCUAUGUGAACUGUCUGUCGCAUCGCAGCAGCUACCAAUGACCCAGCCCGAGUCUGGGGUUAACCCGUUCUUCCUGAAAGAAAUCCGCAGACUAACUCUCGACCAUCUGCUGGACGUAGCUCGAAAGUACUUAAAGGACGAACAUCCUUUGCGACAAUGUUUGGAAAUCCUGCAGGAAGUAGAGGAUAUUCAUCGAUCGUUGGUGGAGUCGAUGCAUAAAAUGGUUGAUAUUUCCCUGCAAGGACCAAAUGCUUGGACUGGCCUUUAUCUGAUGGAGCGCUACUGCGAUUGCCUAUACCACGCGGGUAUCUCUGGAGAACGCCAGACGCAGCGUGCACGACUUCUUCAGCUUCAAGAAAGUCAAUAUGGAAAGACGAGAGGUAACGUUCUGUGGACCCUUACGAACGUAGCCGACGAUUACCUCGAGAUGUUUCAGUUCAAGAGGGCCGAAGAAUGUUACUCCGAAGCCUUGCAGAGAGCUGAUUUCGGUCUCGGUGGGUACGCAAAAGCAAAAAUACGCUUUGCAGCCUUCGAAGGGCUGGCGAGAGUGGCCUUGGUAAGGAGUCAAGUACAGAGUGCAUCUGCGGCCUGGGGACAUAGUGCUUCGGGCUUUAACAUUAGUCUUCAACAAUCGUCUUCUAGAAGAUUGGACGGACUGACUGAAGCCCUCCGAAAUCUCCACCUAGCAGAAGCAGAGGCGUUGAAACGAUCUGAUUUUUCGAGCCGUCGCCUCGCAAGAGUUUGCUUGUCUCGGGAAGUGGUACAAAAAGAGAUUGAAAACUUCAUCAACUCACGGGAUGCGCAAUGA
Aaosphaeria arxii CBS 175.79 is the source of this 1668-nucleotide messenger RNA. RefSeq lists its product as uncharacterized. The transcript has 2 exons. Bases 1 to 1668 code for a protein of 555 amino acids. Gene Ontology annotation, molecular function: protein binding. The record is from RefSeq and is a predicted model, not a curated record. NCBI's taxonomy places the organism in Eukaryota, Fungi, Ascomycota, Dothideomycetes, Pleosporales.